AUGAGAAAUCACACAGAGCUGAAUGAGUUCAUUCUCCUGGGAAUACCUCAGACAGAGGGACUGGAGACUGUGCUCUUCGUCAUCUUUUCAUUAAUUUACUUCUUCACCCUGCUUGGAAAUUUACUCAUCCUUACAGCAAUUGUUUCUUCCUCUACCCUUCACACCCCCAUGUAUUUCUUCUUGGGACUCCUAUCUAUUUUUGACAUGUUGUUUCCAUCUGUAACCUGUCCCAAGAUGCUAUUCUAUCUCUCUGGCCAAAGCCGAGCCAUUUCUUAUGAGGGAUGUGUUGCACAGCUCUUCUUCUAUCAUUUCCUGGGAUCUAGUGAAGGCUGCCUCUAUUCUGUGAUGGCUUAUGAUCGCUUUGUUGCCAUCUGUCACCCACUGAGGUAUAUGCUCAUCAUGAGACCUGGAGUCUGUGUUGGUUUGGUCAUGGCAGCCUGGUUGGUGGGUUCUCUUCAUGCCACCAUCCUGACCUCCUUUACCUUCCAGUUAACCCACUGUGGCCCCAAUCACGUGGACUACUUCUUCUGUGACAUUCCUGCUGUCUUGCCCCUUGCUUGUGCUGACAGCUCCCUGGCCCAGAAAGUGGGUUCCAUUACUGUUGGCUUUCUGGCUUUAAUGCUUUGGUUCAGUGUUUGUGUCUCCUACACGCAUAUCGGGAUUGUCAUUUUGAGAAUCCGUUCAGCAGAGAGCAGGCAGAAAGCUUUCUCUACCUGCAGUGCCCACCUCACUGCAAUCCUCUGUGCCUAUGGACCUGUAAUCAUCAUCUACCUGCAGCCCACACCCAACCCUUUGAUUUGUGCUGUGGUGCAAAUAUUAAAUAAUAUAGUCUCACCCAUGUUGAACUCAUUAAUCUAUUCCUUAAGGAACAAGGAAGUGAAAAGAUCCCUAAAAAGGGUGUUCCACAAUGUAGUAUUUACUGUGGUGGAAUAA
Diceros bicornis minor is the source of this 933-nucleotide messenger RNA. Its product is annotated as olfactory receptor 10N1-like. Gene Ontology annotation, biological process: G protein-coupled receptor signaling pathway. The coding region runs from base 1 to 933 and encodes 310 amino acids. The record is from RefSeq and is a predicted model, not a curated record. Lineage: Eukaryota; Metazoa; Chordata; Mammalia; Perissodactyla; Rhinocerotidae. The transcript has a single exon. Gene Ontology annotation, cellular component: membrane. Gene Ontology annotation, molecular function: G protein-coupled receptor activity; olfactory receptor activity.